Messenger RNA from Aethalodelphis obliquidens (Pacific white-sided dolphin), 2758 nucleotides. RefSeq names its product putative E3 ubiquitin-protein ligase HERC6. The record is from RefSeq and is a predicted model, not a curated record. Gene Ontology annotation, molecular function: ubiquitin protein ligase activity. Gene Ontology annotation, biological process: protein ubiquitination; ubiquitin-dependent protein catabolic process. Gene Ontology annotation, cellular component: cytoplasm. NCBI's taxonomy places the organism in Eukaryota, Metazoa, Chordata, Mammalia, Artiodactyla, Delphinidae.
AUGCACAUUGAGGCGCUCUUCCUCCGGGGUCCCUCUGCUCCUCAACACUUGGCGCUCAGGUCCGACACCCGAAAGCCGUUCGCGGGGGGCGAGCUGGACGUCAGGGGGACGCCAGCGAGGGCGCGGCUCACUCAGCCUCCCGUUUCCUGGGAAGUCAGCGCGCACCCGUCCCUAGCCUUUGGGUGCCGCAGCUGGCAGAGCGCACAGAUUCGGACAGGCGGCUGGGCGCGGGAGCGGCCCGUACUUCUGCUGGGUCGCGGGUCGCCGGAGACGGGAGAACCGAGCCCCGCGCAGCCUGAGCGCAACGCCUCCCGUUUCGUUUUCCCGAGGCGCCUCGGCUUUGUUUCGGUUUCCAGUUGUUCCGUCUUCAAAACGAAACUGAAAGUUGCGCUAAACUGCGCAGCGUUCCCUUGGACGGAGAUGCCUUUUGGCACCAGUCCUUACCUCUGCGAAUCUGUCUGGAACAGAGUGGAAAUUAGGGAGAACGUGACACUUAAAGCCAAAUUCUUCUCCAGGAAGAAGGUACCAGUUUCCACCUCCAUGAAACGAAUUCCGGCAUUGGAGACUCUGUAUGUUGGUCCGGUGAGCUGUGGAAAGGAGCAUUCCCUGGCUGGCUGUCACAAAGGAAGGGUCUUCGCGUGAUCUGGUUCUGAAGGACAGCUGGGAAUUGGAGAAUUUAAGAAAAUACAUUUUAUGCCUAAGAAGAUAGAAACUCUGACUGGUAUGAAAAUUAUACAAGUCUCCUGUGGAUGCUACCACUCCCUGGCAUUAUCAGAAGUGAAGCAGAGGAAGAUUGCUACAGGUUUAGGAAUAAACGGAAAGUGUGCAAUAGUGACUCAGAGUGAGACAGUGAACAUCGUGGGAGAUUACGAGACAAAGGAUACUAGUUCCACCAGCAUUUCCAGGAAAAUCCUGCCAGAAAUAAGCGGAAUUAACCAGUCGCCGACAGAAAAAUGGAUGGCAGUGGCAAGAGGAAGUGUAGAGCAGGAUUUGGCUUUGUCGGAAAUUAGAGUGAUAUUUUCAUCUCCUGCUUGUCUGACUGCAAGUUUUUAAAGAAAAGAAUCUGGAGAAACUAUUUCCAUUGAUGUGGACUUAGAAGUGGAGAAGUUAACAAAAAAAGAAUGGAUUUCUUCUUUGAUAACAACACGUCUCAGGGAUCCUCUGCUCAACACUCUUCCAUAUUGUUCUCCACACCAAGAAACUUUAUCGGUCUUCCUUCUGCUCCCAGAGUGUCCUGUCAUGCAUGGUCCUAAGAACUGGAUGACUCUGGUGGUCCCGUUUGCAGAGGCUGUUCAUAACAUGACUGGCCAAUCUUCACAAGUCCUGAAGCAGUGUUGGGCAUCUUUGCAAGCAUCCUCUCUCAACACGCUGGUCCAGAUGCUUAAAACUGCCAUCGCCUCUCACCUGUUUUGUUGAACUGAAACCAUUCAUCACCACAAUGUUAAAGCUCUUCUAGAAGUGAUGAAAGAAGUGUAUAAGGUAAACAAAGCUAAUUGUCAACUACGAAAUACUUUCAACAUAAAUGAACUAUCCAUUUUGUUGAACUUUUAUGAAGAGAGAAGAAGAGUGAUCUGUAGGGAUAAAAACCUGGGAAGCCCUCCAUUUGUCUUUAAUUUGCUCUCCAAAAUUAAAUUAUUGCAAGCUGAUUCCCAUAUAAAAAUGCUGGAAUCAGAAGGGAUAGACUGCAUGGAUUUUGGGCAAAUAAUUCUGCGAGGAAAGGAUGAAUCCCCUCCAUUUAUGCUUGGAGUCAGACAGAGUCACCUAGUUGAAGAUGCUCUGCGUCAGUUGAGCCAAGCUGAAGUCACUGACCUCCGGAAAAUAUUAGUUGAAUUUAUUAAAGGAAUUCGUUCUGUGGGAGAAGGGGUGAAGUCCGAGUUCUUCCACCGUAUAUUUGAAGAUAUGACCAAGAAAGAAUAUGGGAUGUUCAUAUAUCCUGAAGAGGGUUCCUACGUGCGAUUUCCUGUCAACCCCAGAUUUGAGAAGAAGAGAUAUUUCCUCUUUGGGAUGCUGUGUGGACUAUUGUACAAUUUUAACAUUGUCAACCUCCCUUACCCACUGGGUCUGUUUAAGAAACUUCUGGACCAAGAGCCAUCAUUAGAAGAUUUAGAAGAACUCAGUCCUCUUUUGGGGAACAGCCUAUGGGAAGUUCUAAAUGAUGAAGCUGAUGACAUUAAAGAAGUACUUGGCAUACGUUUUUCUGUGAGUACUAAUGAAAUUUUUCUUACAGGAAAUGAAAGGCUGCAUGUAAAAAGCAUACGGAAGGUGGGAAUCCUAUUUUGCUGUCCUGAAACUUUCAGUGAAAGAGAUUUCUCAAUAUCACUGACAUGUCAUAAUAUUGUGGACCUCCCUAAAUAUUCUACAAUGGAAAGAAUGGAGGAAGCAGUUCAAGUAGCCAUCAACAGCAACAAAGGAUUUAUGUCACCCACGGUCACAGAGUGAUAGUGACCUUUGAGAGGCUCAGAUCUCAGGUUCUCUCACCCUUCGAUCCUUCCGUUCUUCUUAGUACAAAGUGUUGACGGAUUUUAGUUAGAAUAAGUUGACAAAUGCUGGGAUAAACAAUAACAUGAUGAGUCAAGGAUAACAUUUUUAAUGAAUCAACAUUUCCUGAUCCUUAAACUUGCUAUGAGAAUGCUUGCUUUUUACUGAAUUAUUUCCUGAACAAUAAUUAUCAUUUAAAAAUAUACUACAUGUUAAAAGCUAACAGAUAUUUUUAAAAAACUGUACAUCUAGGGGGCUUCCCUGGUGGCGCAGUGGUUGA